GGUAUAAAACUCCUCGCAAUAAUGGAUAAAGAUGCAGAUUUUUUGAUACAGAGUGAUACAGAAGAAGAUGGGGAUGGUACAUUUUAUAGUUUAACUGCAGAAGAAGCAAAUGCUUCAGUAUACCUUGAUUCUACAGUAAAUAUAGAGCCUGUGCCUUUGGACGAAUCUGCCCUUGAUUCAUUAGACGAGCAAAAUUCUCAAUUGGACUAUAAAGAGGAUGGGUUGAGUGUUAUGGAUCCGGAUCAUAUUGAUAUAAGCUUCAUCGCCAAAGCUGGUAGUGAACUCACAGCUGACAAUGACAUUAAAAAUGAUGAGAUUGAGGCCACUAGAUAUUCAAUGCAGUCAAUUAAUUUGACUGACAGUGAUAACAUAAGUAAAGUGAGUGAAAGUCCUCCAGUUUGUGAUGAUGAUAUUCAUGUCCCAGAAGACAUAUCCUCAGAUGUUGUUGAAAUGCCACAACCUGUUAAGCAACCUUUGGUACUAGAUGCUAACAUUCCAUCGCCAACUGUAACAACGCCAACAUCAUACUUUGGUGCUGUAAAUCAGCACCCCACUUUUGUGCAUCAGACAACACCUGAAGUCACUGAAGUGGAAGAACAGACUGACCUGUCUAUUGAUAGUGAAUUGUGGUUACCGUCUCAAGACACUCUCCAGCUGAUCUCACAAUCUACAGAUGGGGCACUUGAUCCUCAGUAUCUGACUAAAGCCCGACCAAACAGCACUGUGGCAUUUGUCAGCCCUGCUAUUGAGCUCAUGAUGAAGUAUCACGGUGAGGCUGCAGCUCAACGCCUACAAACUCCACUACCACCAGUGUCAGAGGCUAAUCUGCAACAACUGGUAAAAGAGGGUAUGUUAUUGUCUGCUGUCAACAUGUUGACUGAACUUCUCAAUUCGGCUGAAAUGAGCCCCAACACAAUCAAGCUAUGGACCUUAAGAUUUACCCUCCUGAUAAAGUUGAAAUUAUACUCAACUGCUGAUGUAGAAAUGGCUAUGUUUGGCAAUCUUGAUAAUUGUGAUCUAUAUUAUGAGUUUUACCACGGGGACCAUCCUGGGAAGAAGGGUUCCAUCGUUCCCUGGAGUUUGAGGUUGCUGUGGUCUAUUUUACCUCUGCACUGUCCCUCAGCUGGAGGUUUAUAUGGUGCCCUCGAUAGAAUGUAUGGUCUUGUUUAUCAUUUGGAUCAAGCAUUACUAGCUGGCCUGCCUUACUUGCAGGAACAACGGGUAAUUAAAUACAAGACAAGUUUACUGAUACAGGUAGCUGGGGCACUUGCAGGCAGUGGAAGUAUCCAGCCAGCUAUAAAAUUACUCAUGCAAAUCAAGAAUGAUCAACCAGACAUGGCUGUACCAGUUUCAAAUGCAAUCAUACGGCUGUACUACCAAGUUGGCAACAUCCAUAAGGGAGAAAAUCUUCUGGCUGAGGUGCAGAAUAAACUCUCUGAGGAGGAAAAGGAAAUGAACAAUGGAUUCAAAUGUAUCGCUCAUGGAGAGUAUAAUGAGGCAUACCAACACUUUGCUAGAGUAGUUAAUCUUAAUCCCACUAAUGCUGUUGCCAGUAUUAAUGGGGCUGUGUGUCUGCUAUAUUUGGGUAAACUGAGUGAUAGUAUUGUACAGUUUGAAGGUGCAUCUAAAAUAUCCCUCCAUCCCAUGCUGUUGUUCAACUUGGUCUCUCUGUAUGAACUGAAAACAAUCGCUAAUACCACAAAGAAAUACCACCUAUUGGACAGUAUUACAAGUAAAUCUGACUGGGAGGCUUUUCCGUUUGAAUGUUUGAGAUUAUGAAAUUUAAAACCAGACGAUUAAAUGCAUGAUUCAGAACUUGAACUGAAAAUAUAGUUGUAAAUUUGAGUUCUUUUAAAUCCCGAUGUCUUGUUUUGUUCUCUAAGAUAAGAUUGCAGUAAAAUGUGAUGAUUAAUGAUACAUGCUAAUAUAGCAUUGCUAUAUAUUGAAUUGGGGAGAUUAAAUUUUGUGAUUUGAAGAAGUUGUGCUUUUUGUCUAUGUUUUGUUUAGUACUUAAUUUGAAUUUGAAUCUUUAUUUUUCUCAUUGUAACAUUAAUGUGUUACUACUAUUUUAUCCACUUGAUUCAAAUAUGAUAAUCUGUGCUGUACAUAAUCUAGUAGCCUUAUCUAUUGAUUUAUUGAGUUUAACAGAGCAUUAAAUAUGUUCACUGAGAUAAAUUUUGUGACCCUUGUUCUACCCCGGAAAUUGUGCCCAAGUUUGUACUUUGUGCCCUUUUUGAGGAUGUAACUGUUAGAACUUUGAGGUACUUAUUUUUUAGAGAAAGUUUACAUAGCGUCUUGGGGUGAUGACGGAAACUACAAUGAUCCUUGAAAUGACAAAAUGAUUUUGAAUUUGGUUCAUUAUAAAAUUGUAUGUAUUAUACUUAAUUUAUCGAUCUGAAACUAGCUAUU
Bolinopsis microptera is the source of this 2409-nucleotide messenger RNA. Its product is annotated as trafficking protein particle complex subunit 12-like. Gene Ontology annotation, cellular component: Golgi apparatus; TRAPP complex. The transcript has a single exon. Bases 22 to 1779 code for a protein of 585 amino acids. The record is from RefSeq and is a predicted model, not a curated record. Gene Ontology annotation, molecular function: protein binding. Lineage: Eukaryota; Metazoa; Ctenophora; Tentaculata; Lobata; Bolinopsidae.